UUUUUUUUUUUUUUUUUUUUUUUUUUAUAAUUAUUUUUAUUCAAAUAUUGAAUAAUUUUUAUUAUAAUAUUAACGUCGGUUCGGUUUGGUGUAAAAAUUAUGCUGAAAUCAGCAAAACCAUUAUCUAGUGGUGUAGUUCGAUAUUUAACCCAUUCGACCUAUGCGAUGAAAGAAGCAUCAAAUAAUAAAAAUCAAAAAGUGUUCACUUUCGAUUUAAAAUUUGCUAUUAAACAAUACGAUUCAAAUUACGAGCAAAUAAAACCGUUGAUGACGAUAACCAACGAUACGAGUAAAUAUACAGAAUCUGUUAUUGUAUUUCCUGGAUUUGAAGGACGAAUCGCUGGUGUAGAACCUUUGAUAAAAAAUUUAAAAAGGACUGUGCAUUGUAUGCAAUAUCCGUUCGAAAAAUCCAAGAAUAAUAUUUCUGAAAUUACAGACUCUGUUUUAAAUGUUUUACAAUCGAAUGGUUUAUUAGAUAAAGAAAAAAUAAACGUAUUAGGUCAUUCUUACGGUGGUAUAAUUGCCGUCGAAUUAAUCAGAAGACUCGAAAAAGAAGGUAAAAGAAUCCGACUUUGUUUAACCGACAGUUCACCUUACGCGAUGAAAAUGAUGACCAAUCGAUCUUUCGGCGAUGUUCACCAGAUCGACGAGUUCGAAAAGAAAUUGAUUCUGAAUAUAGCGAAUUGCGUAGAAUUUCGAGAUAAAAAUAUGCUGGAAGAACUAUUGAAACCGUACGUACACUGGCAGGAUAAAAUGAACAUCGCGAUUCCACUGAUUUCUGAAAAAACCAACUAUAACGUCGAUCAUUUGAAAACAAUCGCUGACAGUUCGCAUAAAGUUCUACAAGCCAUUCAUUAUUACAACGAAUGCGAUGUGAGACUAAACGCUGAAACUACUCUGAUCCGAUCUUCCAUUCAAGUUUUACCUUUUCCGAACGAUUUCAAACUUGCCAAAAUUUGCAAACAACCGGUUAGAGAAUUUCGUACCGAUGGCCAUCACAUGAAUAUGUUGAAAUUUUCACGAACUGCUGAUCUGAUAAACGAAGCCUUUGAUGGAAAAGUAGAAUGAAACUGGUUAUUGGACUCUCAUUAUCAUGUAGUUCGUGUUCAAUGUGAAUUAAUUCUGAAUUAAAACUCUGAAGAAUUUA
Molecule: messenger RNA, 1147 nt
Organism: Planococcus citri (citrus mealybug)
Lineage: Eukaryota; Metazoa; Arthropoda; Insecta; Hemiptera; Pseudococcidae
Exons: 6
Coding region: 100-1068 (322 amino acids)
Biological process (GO): biosynthetic process
Source: RefSeq, a predicted model, not a curated record